GUAAAUAAAAUCAUAGCCGCGCCCACUUCCCUGCAACAAGUCCCCCUUUCUUCCAUUAUUCCCACACCUUCGUUUACCAUACAACACAUUCCUCUCUACAGCUGUCUGUCUGUCUUACUGUGCAGCGUGGUCCGUUCCACUUCGUUUUAUUAAAAUCAAUUUCUGUCUCUCGUUAAAACAGACCCCUUCAGCUAAUACUCAAUUUUUUAAUAAAUCUACUCCGGUCUCCCCUUAACCCUGUGCUCUUCUGCUCAUCUUUUCACGAUCGCAGAGACUUGAGCAAUCGUAGAUACCCACUCGCUUCAGCACCGACCAAAAUGUUCUCCAAGCUUUUGUCCACUGCCGCGGUGGUCCUGGCAGCCACCCAGCUCGUUUCAGCUCAGACCUAUACCGCAUGCGAUCCCACCAAGAAGAAGUGCCCCGAUGACCCUGCUCUAGGCUCUACCGUCACCGUUGACUUCACCAAGGGAGAGAACAGCCUGUUCAAGGUUGCUGAUGGUACUAAGCUUACCUACGACGGCAACGGUGCCGUUUUCACCAUCAACAAGGAGACUGAUGCUCCUACCAUCACCAGCAGCAAGUACAUCUUCUUCGGCAAAAUCGAUGUUGUGCUCCAGGCUGCCCCCGGCACCGGUGUAGUUACUAGUUUCGUGCUACAGUCCGACGACCUUGACGAGAUCGACUGGGAAUGGCUUGGUGGUGACAAGGCUCAGGUCCAGACCAACUACUUCGGCAAGGGUGAUACUACCACCUAUGACCGUGGUGCCUACCACGCUGUCGCCAACCCCCAGGACGGUACUUACAAGUACUCUAUCGACUGGACUAAGGACUACGUCCGCUGGUUCAUCAAUGACCAGCAGGUUCGCGAGUUGAAGUAUGCCGAUGCUAAGGGCGGCACUCGAUUCCCCCAGACUCCCAUGCAGAUCAAGCUUGGUACUUGGGUUGCUGGUCGUUCCGAUGCUCCCGAGGGUACCGUCCAGUGGGCUGGUGGCAAGACCGACUUCAGCAAGGCUCCCUUCGUCGCUCACUACAAGUCUCUUACCAUCCAAGAUUACAGCAACGGUGUCAAGAACGCUGAGACGUACUCAUGGGCUGACGGCUCCGACGGUUCUUACCAGAGCAUCAAGGUCAUCACUGGUGACGGCAGCAAAGAUGAGACUACCACCAGCAGCUCUGCCGUCUCCAGCUCUGCCCAGUCUACCAAGACUUCUGAGGCCUCUUCCGCCAAGACCUCUGCUAAGAGCACUCUAGCCACCGUCGUCUCUACUGCUAGCGCCUCUGCUACCGCCACCGCAUCUGCCUCCGCAUCCGCCUCUGCUACCGCCGCCGAGUCUGCGGCUGCCAGUGGUAGCGAUACCGUAGCCGCUCCUUCCAGCAGCAGCAGCACCUCUGCCACUGCCCCUCCUGCCAGCGUGCCCACUACCGGCGGUGCCAUGAAGGUUGGCUUCAGCACUGCUGCUAUCGGCGCUUGCCUGAUGGCCGCUUUCAUGCUAUAAAUGCCUUUUAUGUCAAAUUUUGCGAAUAGCGCCCUUUUAGGCAUUGGUGAAUUGGUGAUCUGUGGUUUCCACUACUACGAACCGGCCGUCUUUAUUUCUUCUGAACGAUCCUUUUGUACAUAGCUAGAGCUCGAUUGCUCUCCCGUACGCCUUGUAGAAGGCAACGGGAAAGACGAUCCGCUUCUUUGCAUCCAAAUUAUUGCUUAUAAUUACGGUUCACGUGGAUUACCCGGGCUUGACGUCCAACAGACUACCGGCCGCUGUGGCGCUUCGGCGAACGGGAUGGGUCAGUCAUCGGAACGAUUAAUUGCAUGCAUAUGGAGUUGAAGAUACGAUACGUAAGCGGAGGUUAUUUGGGGACGAGUUAUAUAUAUAGGAUCGGGCGGAAUCUUGCAAGCUUAAUGGCUGAGCUGCCAUCCAACGCAUGAUACCAGGACGUACAGACAAUAUAAAUGUUCAUUUUGCAAUCAUUCUUAUGUUCUGUAUUUGUGAUGUUAUUGAAACUUGAUGUAUCAAUUAUUGACCAAGUUGCAACUUGAGUUUCAACGUUGAAUUUUUCACGGAGCUUUUCUGGACGUCAAUACAUGACUAUGACUGUAAUUAGAAAUCUAUCUAAAUAAACUCAAUAACCUCUUAACUAGGAUACUAUUGAAU
This is a messenger RNA of Daldinia decipiens, 2150 nucleotides long. Its product is annotated as glycoside hydrolase family 16 protein. Gene Ontology annotation, cellular component: fungal-type cell wall. Gene Ontology annotation, molecular function: hydrolase activity, hydrolyzing O-glycosyl compounds; glycosyltransferase activity. Gene Ontology annotation, biological process: fungal-type cell wall organization; carbohydrate metabolic process. The record is from RefSeq and is a predicted model, not a curated record. The transcript has 2 exons. The coding region runs from base 318 to 1496 and encodes 392 amino acids. Lineage: Eukaryota; Fungi; Ascomycota; Sordariomycetes; Xylariales; Hypoxylaceae.